AUGGCGAAGCAUGUUCCCCCAGCAGUUGACUCAAAGGCCAAUAUCGCCGAAGUUCCCACUAUCAGCCACGCAGAAAGCAACCAAGAACACUCCAAAUUCAAGUCCGCCAAAAAUGCCGACGGCGACACGGCUAUGGCGCUGUUCGAUGACCCGGACCAGCUUCAUGAAGAGGUCGAUCCUGUGGAAGCGAGAAAGCUAUUGUGGAAGAUCGACUUCAUGAUUCUGCCUUACUUGGCUGUUUGUUAUGCAUUCUUCUACAUUGAUAAGACAACGUUGAGCUAUGCUGCUAUUUUUGGGAUUCGGGAAGAUCUCGAUCUACAUGGAACCCGGUACAGCUGGCUGAGCAGUAUUUUCUACUUUGGUUUCUUAGCAUGGGCAUUCCCUACCAAUUUUCUUAUGCAGCGGCUUCCAAUCGGGAAAUAUCUGGGCGCGAAUAUCUUCAUGUGGGGAGUCUUCCUCAUGAUCCAAGCUGCCUGUAACAGCUUCGAGACUCUCGCUGUUCUUCGAGCCCUUGGUGGUGCCGCCGAGGCCUGUUCUGAUCCAGCUUUCAUGCUCAUCACGAGCAUGUGGUAUACCCGUCGUGAACAGCCAGUGCGUCUCGGACUGUGGUACACAGCGAAUGGCCUCGGUAUUGCAUUGGGUGGGCUAUUAGGCUAUGCAAUUGGUCAUCUUAAAGGUGCACUACCGUCUUGGAAAUACGAGUUUGUCGUGAUUGGUGCCCUGUGUUCUACCUGGGGUAUUGUCAUGUUUAUCUUCCUCCCAGAUUCACCCGUUACAGCAAAAGGUCUUACCAAGAGAGAGCGCCGCAUGGCUGUCGAGCGUAUACGAGAAAACCAGACUGGUGUUGAAAAUAAGCAUCUCAAGCCGUAUCAGAUUUUGGAGGCUUUCAAGGACUACAAGCUCUAUAUGUUCUUUGUUCUUGGCAUGGUUUGCAAUAUUCCCAACGGUGGUAUCUCGAACUUUGGCACCAUAAUUAUUAAGGGGUUCGGGUUCUCAACAUUGGUGACUACUCUUAUGCAGAUUCCGUACGGCUUUAUCAUUGCGAUCUCGAUUUUGACAUGCGUCUACCUGAACGACCGCUUCGAAAAUCGACGAUGUGUUUUCAUCCUCAUCUUCCUGAUUCCUAACCUUGCCGGCUCCUUUGGUCUUCGCUUUGUUCCCGUCGAACACAGUGUAGGUCGCUUGAUUUGCUACUACCUGACAGGUCCAUACAAUGCUGCGUUUGUACUCGUUUUGAGUAUGCAAAUGGCCAACACCGCUGGCCAUACUAAGAAAGUCGUUACCAACGCUGUGCUCUUCCUGGGUUACUGCACUGGAAACAUUGCAGGGCCGUUCUUCUAUAAAACCGAUCAAUCACCUACCUAUGCGCUUGGCAUCUGGUCCAUGAUCGUCUCGCACUUGAUUGAGGCCGUUUUGAUCAGCAUCCUUGGUCUACUGCUGCGCUGGGAAAAUCAAAAGCGCGAUCGCAUCCAGUCCCAGAUGGAAGGUGGUCUCGAGGGGAGAGAUCUGGAUGCGACUGCGUUCUUGGAUUUGACGGACAGAGAAAACCUGAACUUCCGAUACAUCUAUUGA
Messenger RNA from Penicillium samsonianum, 1572 nucleotides. RefSeq names its product putative MFS allantoate transporter. The transcript has 10 exons. Lineage: Eukaryota; Fungi; Ascomycota; Eurotiomycetes; Eurotiales; Aspergillaceae. Gene Ontology annotation, molecular function: transmembrane transporter activity. Bases 1 to 1572 code for a protein of 523 amino acids. Gene Ontology annotation, cellular component: membrane. The record is from RefSeq and is a predicted model, not a curated record. Gene Ontology annotation, biological process: transmembrane transport.